ACUUACCCCCUUGUAUUUCUGAAGAUGCUCUUCAAACAGUUCCUGGCAAUUCACUGUCUUAGGGUUCUCCUCCCAUGUUAGGGUUGUGUUUAGGUGUUUUAGUGUUUGCAGUGAGAUUAAAGUCAGGGGAAACGGACUUCCACACAACACCGGCUCUGACUCCUCUCUCAUCGUCCAGACAUCAUGCUUCCCCGAGUGGGUAAAGAGUUUGUGGUCCGAAUGCGGUUCAACUGGCGGCCUUUUUUUGAGGGCCGAACCCUGCUGUUAACAAACACCCUGAGCGGAGGAGUAAUAUUGGGGCUGGGAGACAUCGUGAUGCAAAGCUGUGAGAACUUUAAGAAGCCUGGCCGAGUCCGAGACUGGAAGAGGACAGGAUGCAUGUUUACGGUGGGCUGCUCCAUGGGUCCCAUGCUGCAUUACUGGUACAUCUUUCUGGACAGAGCGUUCGUGGGUAGAGCUCUGAAAACUGUGGGAAAGAAGGUUCUGGUGGACCAGCUGGUCGCCUCACCAUUCUUGGGGAUGUGGUAUUUCUUAGGUAUGGGAGCCAUGGAGGGACACACUUUAUCCGAAGGAAUGAAGGAGUUUAAAGACAAAUUCUGGGAAUUUUACCGGGCGGACUGCUGUGUUUGGCCUGCCGCUCAGAUGAUCAACUUCUACUUCCUCUCACCCCAAUUCCGCGUUGUGUAUAUCAACUUUGUCACUUUAGGCUGGGACACCUACCUGUCGUACUUGAAACACAGAGAUGACAGCCCCCUCACUGAGCCUUUAUCAGACGGCAGUGCUGUGGAUGUACAGCAGGAAGCACUCCCACCGUCUAAACCUCUGGAGAAGAAGAAUAAUUAGAGUUGGACUGAAUGCUUGACUCUUAUGUCAUAUAUAUAGGAGGCCAAGAACAUUUUGCUGUUUUUAUCCGUUCAAUCUUAUUUUUCGGCCUUUGCAAAAUUGCAAUACUAAACACAAAACAGAUUUCUUUCUUCUCAAACAAAUGGUUCCUCUCUCAAGUUUUAAAUGACCACCUGUUCCUGCAUGAACUCAGAGGAGUUUUGGAUGCUAAAGUGGAAGUGCUGGAACACUUUUCCCUUCAUUUCUGGAGAGUUUUCUCUCCCAAUUUUUAUUUUUUAUUUAUAUCUGAAUGAUAUGCACUCCUGUAAGAAUAUUCAGGGAUGAAAAGCUGCUUUACUGCCUGUCAUGCGAUUUCCUCAGAUGACAUGAGUGUAACCGCUGCCAUUAACAUGUCAUAACAUGGAUGGAGGGGUCAAACAAACACAAACACAACAGAAUCUGACCACUGUUUGUUUCCAGUGUGUUCCAGACAUCAACUCUGACAUAUUAGUGUACUUAAAUUACAUGAUACUUUUUUACAUAAUGUUAUUUUGACCUAACUAUCAUCUUUCCAUACCUAACCAAGUAGUUAGAAUUGACAAAAUUGCCCUGUUUUAAACGGGAAAUUUUCAUACGUAUGUAACAUGUUGGUAUUGAGAACAUGACGUUAAAUGACACGAGGUAAAAUGCGUUCAAUGACACGGUAAAUGUUGUUUAAGCAGCACGCUUUACGCCUCACCAUGAGCUCAUGUUGCGUUUUUAGUGUGAAGCUUUCAUCUUUUUUGUUGCACUCAAAGUUUUCAACUGUCCAAUAGAGUGGCAUUCCUUUAUAUUUUUUAUAUUUCUCGUUUGACAUGAAAUAUAAAACGGCUAUGAUUUUAUUAUCAUAUUUACCUGUGCUAUCCUUGCCGUAAUAUGUAGACCGGUGCUGCAACAUGUUUUCAUGCCAAAUAACCCUGUCUGCAGUUUCUCCCUUUGAGGUACCGAUAAAAAUACCUCACUUUGUGAUUACGCUCGUACUCUAUAAAAUAAUUAUUAUAAAAUAUUUACUAUAUUUUUAUGAUAUCAAACUGAAUCCUCAGAUACAUGUGUGGACUUGAUUCAAGACAGGCUGAAGAUGUGGAAUUCAUUUAUUUUUCAAACUGCAGUGUUUUUUACUAUGUCGAUGUGUGAUUGGAUGAACUGCACUGUAACUCUACAGCUGUUCAUUUAUGAAUGAAGCACUCUUAGUUUUGGCAUAUCAGGUGAAUAAUCAGUAUUUGUGCUGAUAGACAUGAUGUUGACAUGAAAGUGGAAAUCUGUGAAGCAAUUCUGUAAAUAUAUUUAAUUUCUUUGUUCAAAUCAUCUUUGAUGUUGCUGUUUCCAUCAUUUCGAAACUGCCAAUUAUCUUUAGAAAAUAUGUAUACAUACUAAUCUGUGUAGAAACACUAAAACAAAUCUAAAAUCUGA
Molecule: messenger RNA, 2271 nt
Organism: Trematomus bernacchii (emerald rockcod)
Lineage: Eukaryota; Metazoa; Chordata; Actinopteri; Perciformes; Nototheniidae
Gene: mpv17l2
Product: MPV17 mitochondrial inner membrane protein like 2
Exons: 6
Coding region: 184-843 (219 amino acids)
Biological process (GO): mitochondrial ribosome assembly
Cellular component (GO): cytoplasm; membrane
Source: RefSeq, a predicted model, not a curated record